AUCACAGGCCCUUCGGUGCCUGACCUGUGGAGUCAACAUGGUCAAGGGAUCUAGUUGCUGGGUCUGAUUGAAUGCCGGUCGCCGAUGUCGCUGUUCACUCCACUACAGCCAUAAAAGCGGAGCCACCCUCGCCAGUGAGGAGACUAUCUCAUCUUAUCAGAUCAUCAACCUAUUCUGUCAUCUGUACUUUCCAUCAUGCAUCUUCCGAAGCUUAUCGAUGCAUUAAAUACGCCUAGCCCUCUCGCAAAUCUUUCGAUUUCAUCGUCACACCGAGUCCUGGUUAUUGGAGCAGCAUACGGUGGCAUCUCUACCCUUCUUAACCUCUUUGAUCUAUCACAGGGUAAGGUUCGGGAGAGUGCUUAUCCACUUCCAGACUUCAAGGGCCAGAAGCCCGAGAAUGAAGUGGAGAUCACGGUCAUUGAUGAACGUGAUGGAUUUUUUCACUCAGUUGGAGCACCCUUAGCACAUGUCUCUAAAACAUACACAUCAGCAAUGUGGAAACGUUACUCUCAGCUCAACGAACUCCGACAUCCAAAUCUGCACUUCAAACAUGGUUCAGUGCAGAAAAUCGAUCCUGAAGUCAAGAUUGCGGAGUAUAUCGACCGAAGCGGACAGUCUCGGAGGCAGAGAUAUGACUACUUAAUCAUGGCAACUGGAUUGAAGAGACAUUGGCCAGCGGUACCAAAGAGCGGCAGCUAUGCCGAAUAUGUACGGGAUGCCCAAGUGCUCAUUGACAAGAUUACUGGGAAUGGCCGGGUGCAGGAAGAGAGAAAGGUAGUGAUCAUUGGCGCAGGGGCCGUUGGUGUGGAGUUCGCUGGAGAGAUCAAAGCCAACUACCCAUCCUUAUCAGUCACCUUAGUCCAUUCCCGCAGUGAAGUCUUGUCCUCCGAGCCCCUUCCCACCGAAGUCAAAGAACGCGUGAAGCUACUACUGGGGGAGGAGGGAGUUGAUCUUAAACUCGGAAACCGUGCUAGCGUCGCGGACCUUUCAGAUGGCAAAUUCCUGGUCACGCUUGCCAACGGCGAGAAUAUUAUCGCAGACGUCGUUCUUGAUGCUACCAAAAAAGGAUCCCCAACAACUAACUGUCUUCCAGCGGAGUGCCUAGAUGACGAGAAUGGGAUCAAAGUCAACUCGUACUUGCAAUUCUCGUCAUCUAUUCCGAAUGCGUUGUCACAUUUCGGUGUAGGCGACGUCAUCACUUGGUCUGGUAUCAAGCGGGCAGGUGGUGCGAUGGUAAUGGGGCAGGUCGCUGCCACAAACGUCUACGCCUCAAUCCUCAAUUCUGAAAACGUAACGUCUAAGCCUUUUCAGCUAGGGGAGCUACCCGAAUAUCCUGUCGUCAUCGGGAUUGCUGUCGGUAAGCAGUGCCUAACGUAUGAUAGCAAGCAGGGAGUCAAAUGGGGAGUACAACUGAUGAAGGACUAUUUCCAGGACGAUUUGGGAUGGGCAUACUCCCUGAAGUAUCUCGGGCUGACCGACGUGGAUGAGAAGGGUGAAGACGCAAGUAAGCAUACUACCGUCGAGAUCGCGGAAGCGAAAAGGGUUGGUCCCGAGCCUGUUCCAGCUGCUGCUGCGUGAC
Lindgomyces ingoldianus is the source of this 1579-nucleotide messenger RNA. Its product is annotated as FAD/NAD(P)-binding domain-containing protein. Gene Ontology annotation, cellular component: cytoplasm. The coding region runs from base 196 to 1578 and encodes 460 amino acids. NCBI's taxonomy places the organism in Eukaryota, Fungi, Ascomycota, Dothideomycetes, Pleosporales, Lindgomycetaceae. Gene Ontology annotation, molecular function: flavin adenine dinucleotide binding; electron-transferring-flavoprotein dehydrogenase activity. The record is from RefSeq and is a predicted model, not a curated record. The transcript has 3 exons.